GCGUGCAAUUGCAGCAGACCGCGACAUAACAGUUGCAACAAUGGAUCUGCACUAUCGCCAACACCUUGAGUUCGGAACCGCGUGAGACAGCUCCAAAGUUCGAUGGGCAGGAGAUCUUCUGCGACUCAAUGAAGACAGAUCCGGUUCCAUGGUUUCGCAAGUUCGAGCUCACGCUCCAGCUCCACAACGUCAAGGAACACAAGCACCAUGCAUACUUGUACUCUUGCUCAGCGGGUGCGUGUCAGGCUUGGUUGGACAACCUGUUGUCCAAGUACGGAGUGGUAGCUAACGACUUGCACACCAAGAUCACUUGGGAUGAUCUGAAGGCGGCGUGGCACAAGCGGUUCCAGGUGGAGCCGCCGGAGAUUAAAGCCAUGGACAAGCUCAUGGUCUUCGAGCAAGGCACGCUGCCGAGUACCGACUGGAUCGUCGAGUACCAACGCUUGAAGUCAGUCCCAGACAUCCAGAUGGGCUUCAAAGCCAUCCGCCAUUACUUCAUCUCAAGGUCAUGUCCGGCAUUAAGCAAUGCCCUGACGCAUGUUGAGGACACCUUGACGACGACGGCGGGUUGUUUGACAAGGCAGCGCAAAUCAUCAUCACGAACAAGGAGGCCAAGAACCUCCUUCGGAGGAAGGCAAAACCCGACGGCGAUCAAGUUGGCGGAUGGAAAGACGCAACAACUUCUCGACCGUUACAUCGAGGCCGCACCGGUCUAUUUCGCACCUCAUGCAUGCGAACCGGUGACAUUCAAUAUUCUCGACACGGACUUCGACAUCAUUCUGGGAAUGCCUUGGCUUGCAAGUGCGGAUCACACGGUCAACUUCCAUCGGCGGACUCUUAGCGUUCGCGACGCCUUCGGCGCGGAAGUGGCGUGUACUAUUCCUCUACUGCACACUUCGAUCCGGUGCCAAGUGGUGACGGCCAAAUCAUUCCGGGCGACUUGCGCUUACGAGCAGCCCGAGGAGAUCGGCCUAUGUUUCCUACGGACCAUCGCGGUAGCCGACUCUUCACCCACAGACUUGUCUUCGGACCCCCGUGUGGUGCGGUUGCUGGACGAGUUCGCCGACAUCUUCGAGUCACCUACUGGUGUGGUGCCGGAUCGGCCGCUCUCUCACGAGAUCAUUCUUGAGGCCGGUGCCGUGCCGCCGAAAGGUUGCAUCUAUCGGAUAAGCGAGGAGGAACUUGAGGUCCUCCGCGCACAACUCGAUGAUUUGCUGGCCAAGGGCUGGAUCCGCCCUAGCAGCUCCCCAUAUGGAGCACCAGUUCUCUUCGUCAGGAAGAAGAACAAGGAUCUACGAUUGUGUAUCGACUACCGCAAGCUCAACGCGCAAACCGUUAAGAAUGCGGGGCCUCUUCCUCGCAUCGAUGGUCUUCUUGAGCGAUUGGGCGGCGCAAAAUAUUUUUCUAAGUUGGAUUUGAAAUCGAGAUAUCAUCAAAUCUCGAUCCAGCCGAACGAACGCUACAAGACCGCGUUCAAGACGCGGUACGGGCAUUUUGAGUGGGUGGUCAUGCCUUUUGGCCUCACCAACGCCCCGGCGACGUUUCAGGCGGCAAUGACCAAUGAAUUCCGUGCAAUGUUGGACCGGUUCGUGCUGGUCUACUUAAACGAUAUUCUCGUCUAUAACCGGUUAUUGGAGGAUCAUCUUGGGCAUCUUCGACGAGUGUUGGAGACGCUCCGCCGCGCCAAGUACAAGGCCAACGGCAACAAGUGUGAAUUUGUCCGGCAGGAGCUGGAAUACUUGGGCCAUUUUGUCACACCGGAGGGCAUCAGUCCGCUAUCAGACAAGAUUCAGGCCGUCCAGGAGUGGCCGGAGCCUCGGAACGUCACGGAUGUCCACUCGUUCCUCGUCCUCGAGCAACAUGAUGGUGUGGACUGGCACUCGGUCGAGUACUUCAGCAAGAAAGUGCCCAUCGUGCAUUCCAUUGACGAUGCACGCAAGAAGGAGCUCCUCGCCUCCGUCCACGCGUUCAAGCGGUGGCGGCACUUCCUCCUUGGUCGAAGCCAAUUUCGCUGGGUAACGGACAACAAUCUGUUGGUCUUCUACAAGACCCAAGACACCGUCAACAGCACCAUCGCUCGAUGGAUGACUUUCAUCGACCAGUUCGACUUCUUUCCCGAUCACAUUCCCAGGAAGUCGAACCGCUUUGCAGAUGCUCUUUCACGGCGUCCGGAUCAUUGUACCGCGGUCUACUCAACCUUCGAGAUCGACGACGACCUGCGGAACAGCUUCAUCCGCGGCUACCAAGCCGACCCCGAGUUUCGCGACAAGUACGCGAAUUGCUCCUCUCCUAAUCCGGCUCCUUCUCACUACUGGAUCCAAGAGGAGUACUUGCUUGUCCACACGCGGGGGAAGGACCUUCUUUGCGUACCGAGUGAUCCUCACUUGUGUACAUGGCUUCUUGGCGAGUUCCACGAUGCUCCCGCCACCGGACACUUUGGAGUCAAUCGCACGAUUGGCCGACUUCGCCAGCGAUUUUGGUGGCCCGGCCUUCUCGGCGACGUCACGCGCUAUUGCGAGUCAUGCAAGCACAAGACCGGAGUGGAUGGGAUUCUCACGGUGGUCGACCGACUCACCAAGUUCGCCAUGUUUUUGCCUUGUCGCUAUCACGCCAAGGCACCGGAGUUGGCCGAGGUUCUUUACGCCGGUUGGAUUCGAACGAAGGAUUACCCCAAGGAGAUCGUCUGCGACCGCGACACUCAGUUCAUGUCCGAUUUUUGGUUGGCGCUCAUCAAACGAUGGGGCUCAUCUCUCAAGCCCAGUUCAGCUCGCCACCCUCAGACCGAUGGCCAGACGGAGAGGGCGCAUCAGACCGCACAGGUUCUCCUUCGCACUCUCAUCCGCCCCGACCAGAAAGACUGGGUUGAGCGACUGCCGGGCGUCGAGUUGGCCUACAACUCUUCCAUCCACCCGGCUAUUGGGAUAUCGCCCUUCGAGUUAGAGCACGGCUCGCCGGUCACGUCACCGUUGGACACUAUUACUCCACGCACGGUCGAGAGCGACGACCAUCUUUUUUUCUUGCGUCGGAUGCAAGAGCUUCUUGUCAAGGCACACGACCAGAUGGCUAAGACGCAGCAGCGCAUGAGCCAACAGGCCAAUCGCUACCGUCUUCCUUGUCCAUUCCGCGCCGGGGACCUCGUCUGGGUUUCCGCAGCGGAAUUCAGCCUUGAACAAGACAUCUCUCGCAAGCUCCUUGCGAAAUGGAUGGGGCCUUGGCCGAUCGUAGCACCCGCUGGGGACGCACCCGGAGGACCAUCCUUCACGAUUCAGCUGCCUGGCCACUUGCCCGUCUACCCAGUCUUUCAUUGCUCCAAAUUGGCUCUCUACACGCCAGCGGAACAUGACGAUUUUCCCGGGAGACGUACGCAAGACCCGCCUUCUAUGGACGGUUUUCAGGAGGUCGGCAACAUCAUCUCCCAGUGAUGCCACGACAAUAAGCCAACUGAGUAUUUGGUGCAUUUUGCAUACUGCACACACCGAGCUGACCGUUGGUUAACCCGUGCGGAACUUCAGGCAACAGCUCUAGACAUUCUCGCACACUACGAACGCAAGAUGCAAGGCAAGCCGGUUUCUUCGGCUCCACGCCGCGCCCGCGUCCAGGUCCCACCUUCAGAUCGUCGGCUUCGCCCCCGCCCCGGCUUGACUUCAUAAGGAGGGGGGGGGGUUACAUGCUGCGCGUGCACACGCGGGCCAUUUUGCAGGCCCGACGUCCUUCAGGCCAAAAGCCUGAAACCCAGGGCUAACAGGGCCCAUGUCGGAUCAGGCCGAAAGCCUGAAUUUCAGGGCCACAGCCCCUAUGUCGUUUCAGACUAAAAACGGCAUCAGCCUUUUUAGCCUGAAACAAAGGGCCAUUUUUGGU
Molecule: messenger RNA, 3858 nt
Organism: Chara braunii
Lineage: Eukaryota; Viridiplantae; Streptophyta; Charophyceae; Charales; Characeae
Source: the annotation of a GenBank genome assembly